Messenger RNA from Paramecium pentaurelia, 1857 nucleotides. The record is from the annotation of a GenBank genome assembly. Lineage: Eukaryota; Ciliophora; Oligohymenophorea; Peniculida; Parameciidae.
AUGGAAUAUUAUUAAGUUAAAACAAAUAGAGUAGUCGAAACCAAUAUUACAACUGUUAAGAGUAAUGGCUAGAGUUUGCAAACAAGAAUAGAGUCUGUAAAUAAUGGGGAAUAAGAUCGAAGAAUUCAAAAUAUUACAAAAUAAAUGCAAAUAUUUAUAAUGGCCAUAGAAUUAGAAAGACUUAGUGAAUAAAAUUAUAAGCUAUAAUAAAGGUUAAAAAAUAUGGAAGAUCAAUAAUUUAAUACAAUGAAUCUUGAAUAAUAGAUUAUAGAUUUAAAAUAGAAAAUGGAUUAAUUAGAGCAAUAAUAUUAAACAGUUGUAAUAUAGAAGGAAGAAAUCUAAUACAAUUAUGAAGAAAUAAUUAAAUAUCAUGAAAAAAGUGAAGAUAACUAGACUAUAUUAAAAAAUGAUAUUGAAAAACUUAGAAUUAAAUUAAGAGACUUUGAAGAAUAAAAACAAAAUGAAAUAUUAGCUAUUAUAAAAUAAAAAGAACUUGAAGCAUAAAAAUUAUUGGUAUUGAGAUUUUUCAUAUCUAAUAGUAAAAAAAUUAAUAAGAAAAUGAUUUCAAUUGGUAAUAAUAAAUGGAAUACAUAGAGAAAGAAUUAUAAAAAUACAAGGAAUUGCAUUAUUAAAUCAAAAAAGAAAAUACAGAAUUGAAAACUAUGUUACAAUAAUAAGAUCUUUCUAAAAAUAGAGAAUUGGAAUCAUUAAUAAUUUAAUAUAAAAAUGAUAUAGAUAGACUUAAUCAUAAUUUGAAUAAAUAUUAAUUAGAAAAUUAAGAUUUAAAAGAACGAAUAUAUAAUGUUGAUUAAAUAUAAGAAGAAUUAAAUAGAUAAUUAUAAGAAAAUUAAGAUCUUCGUGAAAAUAUGUAAUAAUUAUUAAAUGAAAAUUAAGAAAAAAAUGUAGAUUGUAAAAUAUUUUAAGAAGAACUUGAAAAAUUAAGGUAUGGUUUAUCCGUGAAAACUUAAGAACUUGAUGAAUAUAAAGUCAAAAAUACUAAAUAUGAGAAAAAUCAAAUAGAUUUUUAAAGAAACAAAAAAUCACUUGAUGAAAAAUUUGCUAUUAUGCAAUAAGAAAUUGAUAGAUUAUAAUUAAUUAUUAGAUAAAAGACUACUGAAAUAGAAAAUCUUUCAAAAAGAAUUCAUGACAAUUCAACUGAAAAACAAAGAAUUAUAGAAUUAGAAUAUCUCUAAAAAGUAAAUGAUAAGAAAAAUCAAGAUUUAGAUAAAAAAAAUUAAGAACUAAAUUAAAGAUUAAUUGAUUAAACUAAAAAGACUUCAGAAUUUGAAAAAUUAAAUAAUGAUUAUCUAUAAUAACAUAAUAAAUUAAAAGAUAAAUGCGAUGAAUUUGAAGGAAGAUAUAAUAAUCUCUUAUAAGAAGUAGAUAAAAUUAAUAAAUAACUUUCUUAAAAGUAAUUUAUUUUAUUUUUAUUUUUAAGAGUUCAAGAAAAUGAAAGUUUGAAUAAAUAAAUUACAGAUAGUAGAAUUAAAUUAGCUAAUUAUGAUAAUCAACUUUAAGAAUUAUAUGACUAAAUUAGUAUUUUAGAGUAGGAUAUUGAAAAAUUAAAAAAAUAUGAAGAAAAUGUAAGAGAAUAAUGAUUUUUAGUGUAGAGUAUUAUCAUAUGAAAUUGAUAGAUUGAAUAGCCUAAUUGCUUAAUAAGAGGAGGAAUUAAAGAAAUGGAGAUUAUAAUAUGCAAAUGAAGGUUCAUUAAAUAAAAAGAUUAUUGAAUAAUUAUCAAUAAUGUUUGUUUUAAUGAUUGAAAUAGAUAGCUUAAGAAAUUCUAUUGUAUUAAAAGACAGAUAGAUUGAAGAUUUAAGAAAUUAAAAUUUAGCUCAAUUUAAAGAAAAAAAUAAAUGA